Molecule: messenger RNA, 318 nt
Organism: Lathyrus sativus (Indian pea)
Lineage: Eukaryota; Viridiplantae; Streptophyta; Magnoliopsida; Fabales; Fabaceae
Source: the annotation of a GenBank genome assembly
AUGACAUUACCAGAUAUGGGUUAUGUGAUGGUAAAUCAGUAUGACAUCAUUCUUGUCUCAUUGGGUUAUCCUAGUUUGACUUUCUUUCCUAUGACGACUUCACAUUCACCUAAUGUGUCUAUUUACUACAUUGGUUUUAUAAACAAAAAUUAUUUGGUUCAGGUAAACAUGAAUGAAGGAUUCUCCUUGCCACCGGUCACAUUGGAUUUGAAGAAGUAUUGCACAUCAGAUGCAACUUCUUGGAUGAUAAGAUUUUCUGGAGGGUUACAAAAUUGGCAACACCUUACGUCUAUGGUGUUGAAAUAUGUUAAAUUAUAA